This is a messenger RNA of Thyridium curvatum, 375 nucleotides long. RefSeq lists its product as uncharacterized. The transcript has 2 exons. NCBI's taxonomy places the organism in Eukaryota, Fungi, Ascomycota, Sordariomycetes, Thyridiales, Thyridiaceae. Gene Ontology annotation, cellular component: cytoplasm. Gene Ontology annotation, biological process: regulation of proteolysis; proteasome-mediated ubiquitin-dependent protein catabolic process. The record is from RefSeq and is a predicted model, not a curated record. Gene Ontology annotation, molecular function: ubiquitin protein ligase binding. Bases 1 to 375 code for a protein of 124 amino acids.
AUGGCGCAUUCGAAAAUGACCGACAUUUCUGUUUCCCCUCGCAUCUCCCAGUCUGAUCUCAAGUAUGCUCGCCGACACCUCGAUGAUAAGUGUGACUCACUGCUCAUUCUCUUCAGGCUUCUCCGUUCGGGCUACCUCACCGAUAUCAAGAUCAUCUGCGGUGACCGAAAGUGGAGCGCUCAUAAGGCCAUUCUCGGUUCCCGUAGCCAGUGGCUCAAGAAUGCCAUGGGUGGCGGCCCCGAGCAGGGUCUCAUAGAUGAGAUCCGCAUCGAGGAUCAGGAUUCUGAUUUGGUAGACUGUAUCCUGGUCUACCUCUACACUGGAGGCAUGUCACGCUCUUUUUCUUUUCUGGAAAUCACUUAUCUUCCUCACUAA